GUUUCCGUCAGUCCUCGCUCUGAUUGGCUGCUCUGGUUCCGCUCAAGCAGGAGAUGGGGCGUGAACCCCUUUACUGCCAAUCAGCGGUGGCCGCUACCCAAAUCUCAGCUCCGGUACGCUGUUCAGGCAGUGAACCCGCCUGGUGAGCGUGGCGGAAGAACUCCGGGCUCGGAGUCAAUCCCUUAGAGGCAGAGAGAGAAAUAGGCAAGAUUUUUCUGAGAGCGGGCCCUAAGCCCGCGCUGCUUGGAGGUGACGACAUUCGUCCGCGCCUGAAGUCGAGCGUUUUUAGCGCCAGGUGGCGGGCGCCUGCGCAGUGGCUCCGAGCGGGCGGUUGCUUGUUGGUUGUUGUAGUAACGGGGGAAGCACCCGUCCGCGGCCGCGGCGUGAGCUCGGCUGGGGAAGGAGGAGGGAGGUAGGCGCUGAACGCGGUCCCCGCCUGCCCGCCCCGAGCCAUGGGAAGAUGAGACAGGAAUCUGUGCCACCCAAAUUGUUUGAUCCAGUGAAUCCGCAAGGAAAGGUCUCUGAGGCUCCCCCAUCUGCUGACUGCAUGACAAACCCUAAAGGAAAUGCCAGUCGUGAUGGCCCGGGACCUGGAGGAAAUAGCAUCAUCCUCAGAGGAUGAGGAGGUGGUAAGCCAAGAGGAUCAUCCGUGCAUCAUGUGGACUGGAGGCUGCCGGAGAAUUCCAGUUCUGGUGUUCCAUGCUGAGGCAAUUCUGACCAAGGACAGCAAUAUUCGAAUAAUCGGAGAGCGUUAUCAUUUGUCUUACAAGAUUGUGCGAACAGACAGUCGCCUGGUACGCAGCAUUCUGACAGCCCAUGGAUUUCAUGAAGUUCACCCAAGCAGCACUGACUAUAACCUAAUGUGGACAGGAUCCCACCUGAAGCCCUUCUUGCUUCGCACCCUUUCUGAAGCACAAAAGGUUAAUCACUUUCCCAGGUCAUAUGAACUUACCCGGAAGGACCGACUGUAUAAAAACAUCAUUCGAAUGCAGCACACGCAUGGAUUCAAGGCCUUUCACAUCCUCCCUCAGACCUUCCUGUUGCCAACUGAGUACGCGGAAUUCUGUAAUUCAUAUUCAAAGGAUCGGGGACCUUGGAUAGUAAAACCAGUGGCCUCUUCUAGGGGGCGGGGUGUCUACCUGAUCAACAAUCCAAACCAGAUUUCCCUGGAAGAGAACAUCCUGGUGUCCCGUUACAUUAACAACCCCUUGCUCAUAGAUGAUUUCAAGUUUGAUGUGCGCCUCUAUGUGCUUGUGACUUCCUACGAUCCUCUUGUCAUCUAUCUCUAUGAAGAAGGAUUGGCUAGGUUUGCAACUGUGAGAUAUGACCAAGGAGCCAAGAACAUUCGGAACCAGUUCAUGCACCUGACAAACUACAGUGUGAAUAAGAAGAGUGGGGACUAUGUCAGUUGUGAUGAUCCAGAAGUGGAGGAUUAUGGGAACAAAUGGAGCAUGAGUGCUAUGCUUAGGUAUCUGAAACAAGAAGGCAGAGAUACAACUGCGCUGAUGUACCAUGUAGAAGACCUGAUCAUUAAAACUAUCAUCUCUGCUGAACUAGCUAUUGCUACAGCCUGUAAGACCUUUGUCCCUCAUCGCAGCAGUUGCUUUGAACUCUAUGGCUUUGACGUGCUCAUAGAUUCUACUCUGAAGCCAUGGUUGUUGGAAGUGAAUCUCUCUCCUUCUUUGGCCUGUGAUGCACCUCUGGACCUCAAGAUUAAAGCCAGUAUGAUUUCCGACAUGUUCACUGUUGUAGGAUUUGUGUGCCAAGAUCCUGCCCAGCGGGCAUCAACCCGGCCAAUUUAUCCCACCUUUGAGUCUUGCAAGCGAAACCCUUUCCAGAAACCUCAGCGUCCAGUAUCUGCACAGUUUCAGUCAUCAAAUCCCAAACAGCGUUCCCGUCCACUCUCUGCCAGUGACGCGGAGAUGAAAAACCUUGUGGGCUCAGUGCGGGAGAAGGUGCCGGGGAAGUUAGGUGGCUCUGUGCUUGGUCUGUCGAUGGAGGAGAUAAAAGUUUUACGGAGAGUGAAGGAAGAGAAUGAUCGGAGAGGUGGAUUUAUUCGCAUAUUCCCUACCUCAGAGACAUGGGAAAUAUAUGGGUCCUACCUUGAACACAAGACCUCCAUGAAUUAUAUGUUGGCAACACGUCUCUUCCAGGAUAGGGGAAACCCAAGAAGAAGCUUGUUGACAGGAAGAACACGAAUAACUACUGAUGGAGCACCAGAAUUGAAGGUAGAGAGUGUGAAUUCAAAAGCCAAGCUGCAUGCUGCUCUUUAUGAGAGGAAGCUCCUGUCUUUGGAGGUGCGAAAGCGUAGACGACGGAAUGGCAGAUUGAGGGCAGUGAGGCCAAAAUACCCAGUGAUUACCCAACCAGCCGAAAUGAGUGUUAAAGCUGAGACAGAGAGUGAAGAGGAGGAGGAAGUUGCAUUAGACAAUGAAGAUGAAGAACAGGAAGCUUCCCAGGAGGAGUUUGCAGGGCCCCUUGGAGAAAAUCAAGCCAAAUACACACCCUCAUUGACUGCUAUGGUAGAAAAUCCACCCAAAGAAAAUGCCAUGAAAGUUUCUGAAUGGACUAAUAAAGGUGAACAGCACUGCAAAAUUGAGACUCAGGAACCAGAGCCUAAAUUUAGCCUGAUGCAGGUUCUGCAGGAUCAUGGAAACCUCAGCAAAGUGCAGGCUCGAAUAGCAUUCUCUGCCUAUCUCCAGCAUGUUCAAAUUCGCCUGAUGAAAGACAGUGGAGGUCAAACGUUCAGUGCCAGUUGGGCUGCCAAAGAAGAUGAGCAGAUGGAACUAGUGGUUCGCUUCCUCAAGCGAGCAUCCAGCAACCUUCAGCACUCGCUGAGGAUGGUGUUACCCAGUCGACGAUUGGCACUUCUGGAACGCAGACGAAUCCUGGCCCAUCAACUGGGUGACUUUAUCAUUGUGUACAACAAGGAAACAGAACAAAUGGCUGAAAAGAAAUCGAAGAAGAAACUUGAGGAAGAAGAGGAAGAUGGGGUGAACGCAGAAAACUUUCAGAAGUUCAUCAGACAUGCAAGUGAGGCUGAACUGGAGGAGGUAUUGACUUUUUAUACCCAAAAAAACAAGUCUGCAAGUGUCUUCCUGGGGACUCACUCAAAAAGUUCUAAAAACAGCAACAGUUAUUCUGAUAGCAGGGCAAAGGGUGAUCACCCUGAGACGAUGGAAGAAGUGAAGAUAAAGCAGCCCAAACAGCAACAGGCAACAGAAAUCCACUCUGAUAAAUUAUCUCGAUUUACCACUUCAGCAGAAAAAGAGGCUAAAUUAGUCUAUACCAAUUCUUCCUCUACUUCUCUUUCUGGUCCUGCUGCUACUCUUCUGCAGAAAAUUCCCAACACCCAUUUGUCAUCUAUAAUCACCCCCUCUGAGCUCUCACCAGGGCCUGGCCACCAUUCUUUACCUCAGUUUCCUCCAGCCAUCCCCAGCAUGCCUCACCAGCCAGCGGUUUUACUGAGCACAGUCCAUGACAGUGCUGCUCCCUCUUUACAUCCUGGGACCCAGAAUAUACCAAGCCCCGCUGGCCCGCCACGCUGUCGAUCAGGCAGUUACACCACUGGCCCCUUUUCCUCUUUCCAAAGUGCUGCGCACAUCUAUAGCCAGAAACUGUCUCGUCCCUCUUCAGCAAAGGCAGCAGGUUCAUGCCAUCCAAACAAGCAGCAUUCAGGAGUAGCCAAAACACAGAAGGAGGGAGAAGAUGGCCCUUCGUACAGCAGACGGUACAGCCAACAUAUGGUUUCGGCUGAACUUCAGCGGCUAGCUGAGAAGCAGGCAGCAAGGCAGUAUUCUCCAUCCACUCACAUCAGCCUCCUCACGCAGCAGGUAACAAACCUGAAUUUGGCAAGUGGCAUCAUAAACAGAAGCAGUGCUUCAACUCCCCCUACCCUUCGGCCUGUCAUCAGUCCUAGUGGCCCGACAUGGUCAAUACAGUCAGAUCCCCAAGCUCCUGAGAGCCUCUCCACCCCUCCUGGAAGCAGGGCAAGACGUCAUGGGCACGGACUGUGCGGCCUGGCCGGCCCCCGCUCUACAGAACAGCUGAGCCUCCAAACAGGUGCCUUUGCCUGGGAGGGAGAGGUGGAGAACAACGCGUACAGCAAGGCUACCGGGGUCAUCCCCCAGCACAAGUACCACCCCACGGCAGGCAGCUAUCAGCUCCAUUUUGCCCUGCAGCAGCUUGAACAACAGAAGCUUCAGUCCCGGCAGCUCCUGGACCAGAGUCGAGCCCGGCACCAGGCGAUAUUUGGCAGCCAGACACUACCUAACUCCAAUAACGGUGUAGCCUGCAGAAUUUCAAGUGCCACAGCUGGUGGCCAGAAGCCAACUACUCUGCCACAAAAAGUGGUGCCACCUCCAAGUUCUUCCUCCUCCCUGGUCCCCAAACCCCCAUCCAACCACAAACAAGUCCUCAGAAAGGCAACAUCCCAGAGGGCUUCCAAAGGGUCCUCCACCGAAGGGCAGCUGAACGGACUCCAGAGCGGCCUUAACCCUGCAGCAUUUGUGCCCAUCAUCAGCUCCUCAGAUCCAGCUCACACUAAGCCAUGAAGCACAGACCCGGGAGGAAGAACCCACUCACUACUCCCUCCACCCCGGGGUGCGUGACUGAGGGCGAAGCAUCCUCGGGCGAGCUGCAAGGGGUCCAGAGUAUUAUUUUUGCUGCUUCGGUCCCCAAAGCCUUGGAGCAGAAGUGGCGGUAGACUGUUGCCAAUCAUCCAAUCCAGACUUUUACUGAGAUGACAGGAAAACACAUCAGCUGGAUUUCGAUGGAACUUGGCAGUGGGGACAUUCAACUGAUGAUAUAUCCCCCGUCAGAGCACGCGUGUAUCUUUUACCCCCCUGUCUCUCCCCCAACCCGCUUAGGUCUUCUCUGUCCCUGCCCUGCUACCACACAGAGAUGAUAUAAAAGAGGCUCUUUGGCUA
Molecule: messenger RNA, 4928 nt
Organism: Hipposideros armiger (great roundleaf bat)
Lineage: Eukaryota; Metazoa; Chordata; Mammalia; Chiroptera; Hipposideridae
Gene: TTLL5
Product: tubulin tyrosine ligase like 5
Exons: 35
Coding region: 567-4553 (1328 amino acids)
Biological process (GO): microtubule cytoskeleton organization; protein polyglutamylation
Cellular component (GO): ciliary basal body
Molecular function (GO): tubulin binding; tubulin-glutamic acid ligase activity
Source: RefSeq, a predicted model, not a curated record